GUUGCUUCUCAGUUUUACAUUCUGAUGUUUUUCGUCUGUGGAAUUAAGAACAGUGACAACAUUUUGUGAUGGAUUAAUCUAAUGAUAUUUAUAGUUCAGUUUAUAUAAUAUUUGUAUGCGAAGUUAGGAGAAAAAAGCACAUUGUAAAUGGGAAAUCCUUUUUGAUUGCGUAAUGCAAAAGAACUCUGGAACUGUUGAUAAAGUAAACGGAGUGGAAUUUAAUGAAGAAAAAAAUAAAGUUGCGGAAAACCUUGAAACUAAAGCAGAGGGACCUUUUAUUGAUGAUAGUGCCCCUGCAGUUGCACAAAACAUAGUGGGCUACAGUCCUCCAAAAAACGGUUUGAUCGCUUCUGCCUUAGAAAUACCUAACUCCGUCUGCAUGUCAUUUGAGCAUGUCGGUAAUCUAUUGCAGAGCACCCCGCCUCUGUGUUCAACAGGAGGGACGAUUCCUCAAGAUGAGGAACAUUCAGGGUUAUUUACAAAAGCUCAAAAUGAAGUGUCCACUGAUCAGGAAUUUGAGACUACCAAAAGCGAAAACCAAGAACAACAUAACAAACCGAAAGACGUAUCAAAUAGUUCGGUGCCAUACAAUGAAGUCCUUAUUGAUGGAUUUGCUAUUUUGUCUUUUAAAACAAUAAAUGAUUUGUUGGAAUUCACUAAACUAAGUGAAUCACAAAAUCCUGGAAUGAAUCCCAUGGUUGAACAAACCUAUAAACGAGCGCGUCGAUCUGGUGUGCCAAAACGUAAACGGACAAAAGCGUUUCUCAAGCAAACACUUUCACAAACAUCACCAUCAACUGAUCUCCUUCGUCAUCGUCGACAUCAUCAUCAUCAUCAACAUCACUAUCAUCAUAAUCACAAUCAUUAUCAUCAUGCUAAUAAUAAUAAUAAUGAUAAUAACAAUGGAGAUUAUCAUCAGGAAUCGAAACAGCCUUCAGAUCAUCAUCAUCAGCAACAACAACAGCAGCAUCCAUCAUUGUAUGCUUAUAAAUCACAUUAUGAAACUAGUCAUAUCUCGUCAAAAAUAUAUUUAUCACCGAAUCAUGAAACAGAUAAUGAAUCUUUGGUAGACACUACUAUUCCUAAUGGUGACAAUAAAAUCUCCUCAAUACAAUCUAAUAAUAAUCAUAAUCAUUAUCAUCGUUCAUAUGAAGUGAAUAAGAAUAAUAUGAGUCUUCAUGAAGACACGAAUCAUGAUGAUGAUGUGCAUUAUCGAGAUGAUGAAUCUUCUUCUCCUCCUCCUCCUUCUCUUCUUCCACACCAUCAUCAUCAUCAGCAUAAUCCUUAUUGUUUUACAGAUAAUUUAUCUACUGAUACAAUUAUAACAUCAAAUUCUCCUAUUCAGAAUACAAUGACCUCUCCUAAUGGUUCACAUCAUCAUCAUCAUCAUAAUCAUCGCCAUCGGCAUCAUCUUCAUCCCACUGAUCUUAAUCGAUCGCCAUUGAUUACUACUACAAUGCCAAAAAUAGAGCCAAUGUAUUCGCCUAAAACAAAUCGAUCAUCACCGGAGUAUAAUUCAUUAAUGAAUUCAAUCAAUCAUUCCGUUGGGAAUAAUAUGACAUCAUCAUCACAUGAUUAUCGUUUCAUGUCGAUGCCAGGAAUGUGGAAUUCUAAAAUUAAGCCGGAUAUUAUCUCACCGCAAAAAACUGACAAGAUAACAUAUGGUAAGUGUUAA
Molecule: messenger RNA, 1675 nt
Organism: Schistosoma turkestanicum
Lineage: Eukaryota; Metazoa; Platyhelminthes; Trematoda; Strigeidida; Schistosomatidae
Source: the annotation of a GenBank genome assembly